AUGACAAGCAAAGAAGUGCGGUCGGUCAUCGACCUAAACAAGUUUCUCAACCAACGUGUUCGGGUCAAGUUCAGUGGCGGGCGAGAGAUUACUGGCGUCCUGAAGGGCCACGACGCGGUCUCAAAUCUCGUCCUCGACGAAACGGAAGAAUUUCUUAGAGAUCCGGAGGACCCGUACAGACUCCUCGACCAGACCCGGUCUCUAGGCUUGAUCGUUGCCCGAGGUACUGCAGUGGUUUUAAUUUCUCCAGUGGCUGGUACGGAGGAGAUAGCCAACCCGUUUGUAGACGCAACCUCGUAA
Besnoitia besnoiti is the source of this 300-nucleotide messenger RNA. RefSeq names its product U6 snRNA-associated Sm family protein. Gene Ontology annotation, molecular function: RNA binding. Gene Ontology annotation, cellular component: U6 snRNP; Lsm1-7-Pat1 complex; U12-type spliceosomal complex. The record is from RefSeq and is a predicted model, not a curated record. Lineage: Eukaryota; Apicomplexa; Conoidasida; Eucoccidiorida; Sarcocystidae. The coding region runs from base 1 to 300 and encodes 99 amino acids. Gene Ontology annotation, biological process: mRNA splicing, via spliceosome; nuclear-transcribed mRNA catabolic process. The transcript is spliced from 3 exons.